UUUGAGUUUUAGAGUUUUUCAAUAUUAUUCUGGAACAAGCCGUGAAAGGGAAUUUUAUUGAAUUAACAGCAACAUUUAAAAUGUCCAAAAGAAAAUUUAAUACCGAUUUUGAUAAUGGUGAUAACAAUAAUAAUAAUGGAGAUCAAAAGCCAAAGUUUCAGCAGCAAGUAAAAUAUGAUAAUCGUUCCAGACAUUGUCCAUACUUGGACACAAUAAAUCGUGGUGUGUUGGAUUUUGAUUUUGAAAAGUUAUGCUCAAUUUCAUUGUCCAAAAUUAAUGUAUAUGCUUGUUUAGUUUGUGGAAAAUAUUUUCAAGGUCGAGGAAUCGGCACACAUGCCUACAUGCAUUCGGUAUCAUGUGGUCAUCAUGUUUUCUUAAAUCUACAUACAUUAAAAUUCUAUUGUCUGCCAGAUAAUUAUCAGAUUAUUGAUUCAUCCCUUGAUGAUAUUGUUUAUGUUUUAAAGCCAACAUUUUCUCAUAUAGAAAUUAAAAAAUUGAAUUCUAAUAAUAAAUUAUCGAUUGCUUAUGAUGGUACCGCAUAUUUGCCCGGUAUAGUCGGUUUGAAUAAUAUCAAAGAAAAUGAUUAUUGUAAUGUCAUUCUACAGGCAUUGUCACAUGUAAAAACAGUUCGAAAUUAUUUUCUGAUUGAAUCAAAUUAUGAUAUAUUUGUUCGUCAAAAUUCUCAAGAUCAUUCAGCACUAUUAUUGCAACGAUUCGGUGAAUUAUUACGAAAGUUAUGGAAUCCUAAAAAUUUUAAAGCUCAUGUAUCUCCACAUGAAAUGCUUCAAGCAGUCGUAUUGUCAUCAAAAAAACGUUUUCAAAUCACACAACAAGGUGAUCCGAUUGAUUUUCUUAGCUGGUUUCUGAAUGCUUUGCAUUUGGCAUUGAAAGGAAGCAAUAAGAAUGAUUCAUCGAUCGUAUUCAAAACGUUUCGAGGCUCAAUGAAAACCUAUACACGUAAAGUGAUACCUAUUGAUAAAUCGAUUGAAGAAAAACUUCAUUUGAUGGAAAAUGAAGAAUAUGCUGAAAAAUGUGAUGAUGGAAAUUUCCUCUAUCUAACGCUUGAUCUUCCACCGACACCUUUGUUUCGUGAUGAAAUGAGCGAAAACAUUAUACCGCAAGUUCCAUUAAGUCGGUUAUUAGCCAAAUUCGAUGGUAUAUCCGAAAAAGAAUAUAAAACAUAUAAAGAUUCAUUUCUAAAACGAUUUGUCAUAACAAAAUUUCCUAAACAUCUUAUCCUUUAUAUCAAACGUUUCACUAGAAAUACGUUCUUUUUGGAAAAAAAUCCGACCAUCGUGAAUUUUCCAAUAAAAAAUGUCGAUCUUUCCGAAUUGUUUCCUAAUCAAGAUCAGCAAGGAAAUGAACGGAAUUCAAAAGUGGUUUAUGACCUCAUCGCUAAUAUUGUUCAUGAUGGUCAACCAGAAUCAGGAAAAGGAACAUAUCGAAUACAUAUUUUACAUAAGGGCACUGGAAAAUGGUUCGAAAUACAAGAUUUACAUGUCACCGAGAUACUUCCUCAAAUGAUUACAUUAUCGGAAGCAUAUAUACAAAUCUGGGAACAGCAAAAAUGUUGAAUUGAAUACAGUAUUAUAUAUAAAUGAUUAAGUUUGUUUGAUUCUUGGUUGUUGAAAUUGAUGUGAACAACAUUUAAAACCAUUUUUUAAGCAAUCAAAAUUAACGUUUAAUCAAUGAAUAUUGAACAUGAUGUAAUUCAAGUCAUAAUUUUGAAAUGUAUUUUUUAAUAUAUAAUUUGAUCGAAAACUUUGUAUAUAAAAGAAUACUUUAUCCAUUUGUUUA
Messenger RNA from Dermatophagoides farinae (American house dust mite), 1797 nucleotides. RefSeq names its product ubiquitin specific protease 39 (gene Usp39). Lineage: Eukaryota; Metazoa; Arthropoda; Arachnida; Sarcoptiformes; Pyroglyphidae. Gene Ontology annotation, molecular function: cysteine-type deubiquitinase activity; zinc ion binding. The record is from RefSeq and is a predicted model, not a curated record. Gene Ontology annotation, biological process: protein deubiquitination; spliceosomal complex assembly; mRNA processing.